Messenger RNA from Tribolium madens (black flour beetle), 2223 nucleotides. Its product is annotated as glucose dehydrogenase [FAD, quinone]-like. NCBI's taxonomy places the organism in Eukaryota, Metazoa, Arthropoda, Insecta, Coleoptera, Tenebrionidae. The record is from RefSeq and is a predicted model, not a curated record. Gene Ontology annotation, molecular function: oxidoreductase activity, acting on CH-OH group of donors; flavin adenine dinucleotide binding. The transcript is spliced from 3 exons. The coding region runs from base 163 to 2067 and encodes 634 amino acids.
GACCUACCACAAUUAUCCCACUCUUGGUUCCGGACCAAAAUUCAUAUGAAGGUCUUAUUGUGAAAUUGGUCUUGAAAUUAAAAUUUUCAAUGUGUUAUUUCUUCAGUAAUGAAUUAGAUUUCAACAAAACAAGCAUCAGAAAAAAGUUACUAGUAAAUAAAAAUGAAGCCCCACAUAUAUUUUUUAAUGACACUUUUCCUCUUCGCCAAAAGCGACGAUUCUGAAAACCUACAGUACAUCUACAACGAACUCAGCGCCACCUACGGCCAAUACAACAACAAAACCUUCUUCCUCACCCCCGAACAGUGGGCAGAAUGGACCCUCCCCCAAGACCCCGGCAAACGGGAAACCCCUAAAUCCGGUUACGAUUUCAUCAUAGUCGGCGCUGGUUCAUCCGGUGCUGUCAUUGCCAACCGUCUCUCCGAAAACCCCAACUGGGAAGUCCUUCUCCUCGAAGCCGGUAAAGGCGAAAACUUCUUCAGUCGAAUACCCCUUGUUUGCCCCACUCUAUCCUUCACACAUUACAACUGGGGCCAUAUCGCCCAACACCAACCCAACGUGUCAUUCGGCUUCGUAAACAACCGAAUGAAAUGGCCAAGAGGCCGGGCUUUGGGCGGGACCUCUGUUAUCAAUUUUAUGAUUUACACACGAGGAAAUAGACACGAUUAUGAUAGAUGGGCGGAGCAAGGCAACCCAGGGUGGUCCUACAAAGAAGUUCUCCCAUAUUUCAUCAAAUCGGAGAGAUCCACGUUGAAUAAUCCCCACCCCGGCGUUCACGGGACGAAUGGCUAUUUAGGCGUGUCUGAUAUUUACCAAUCAAGUCUCUUGAAGGCGUUUAUCGAAGGCGGGACCGAACUCGGCCUGCCUUAUUUCGAUUAUAACGCCAAUGAAGUCUCGUUUGGAGUGUCACCAAUACAGGCGACAGUGCAACGUGGCCGGAGACAUACCACAGCUCGAGCCUUUCUCCAUCCAAUCAGAAACCGGAAAAACUUACACAUACUUACUAGUGCUUACGUCACUAAAAUUUUAAUCGACUCAAACACUCGUGAAGCCCUUGGGGUUGAGUUCUCCCGAUUUGGGAGAAAAUAUCGAGUGAUGGCCGCCAAAGAGGUUGUAUUAUCGGCAGGGACAUUUCAUUCACCACAAUUAUUAAUGUUGGCAGGCAUUGGUCCACGUGACCAUUUGGCCGAAUUGGGGAUUCCCCUCCUCCAAGAUUUACCAGUGGGGCAAAACAUCCACGACCAUUUGACAUACCCAGGGUUAAGUUUUAUAAUCAACAAACCGCUCUCCCUGUCUGUCCGCCAUUUAAUUAACCCCAAAAACAUAAUCGAUUUUCUCUUCAAUGGUACUGGUCCUUAUACUAGUCUGGGCGGAGUCAGUGGGAUUGGCUACAUAAAAACGCACGAAUCGCACGAAGUGGAGGACAUCCCAGAUAUCGAAUUAUUAUUCCUUGACGGAUCUCUCAGUACCGACUAUGGUUUAUGGAACCGCCGAUGGAUCAACAUGCGUGACGACAUAUACUACCCCGUCUUCGGCCCCACCCACAACAUCCCCACUUGGACCAUCUUCCCAAUGUUGCUCCACCCCAAAUCCACCGGCUUCCUCAAACUCCAAUCGCGCAAUCCCUACGACUACCCCCUCCUUUAUGGUAACUACUACACAGACCCCGCCCAACAAGACAUCAAAACAAUGCUUGCUGGGAUCCGUUACAUCCAAAAACUCGCCAAAACUCAAGCAUUCCAAGAAAUUGGAACGCGGAUAAACCCGAAUCCAAUUCCAGUUUGCGCACACUUGAUUUUCGACAGCGAUGAAUACUGGAUAUGUGCCAUAAGGGCCAUAAGUGUGACAUUACAUCAUCAAGUAGGCACGGCCAAAAUGGGGCCGAAGGAUGACCCAACGGCGGUGGUCGACCACAAAUUGAAGGUGCAUGGGGUCAAAGGGCUAAGGGUAGCCGAUUGUAGUAUCAUUCCCUUUGCCCUUGGGGCGCACACAAAUGCGCCAGCAAUUAUGGUGGGAGAAAAAGCGGCCGAUUUGAUCAAAUCGGAGUGGGGGAAAGUGAUGCGGUGAGGUUGGCAGCAGUGGAGAUUUUGACAGAUGAGUCAAAUGAAGCGUUAAAGAUAGUCGUUAAAGAUAAAAAAUGAAGUGUUAAAGAUAAAUGGACGUUGACCAAAGUAAAAUUAUACAAGUUGAAAAUUACUUCAAUUAAAUAUUUAUAGUGAUAAA